CAGACCUGCAGAUUGAUCGUCGACGGUACAAUACGAAGUUAGCUCCUUGGCAGCAGCUGCUGUGCGGAUGGCUUCAGAAAGAUCUUCUGCCGGAGUCGCUUAUUAGAAGUUCUGGGUCCCAGUUUCUAUUGGACAGGAGAAAUGGCCUGGCUGUGCUCCGUAGUUAUAAGACCUGCGACGAUCACUAAUCGAUAACUUAUAAGGACGACAUGUCCCCGACCACAAUCAGCAUAAUCAACAUCCGCUUUUCUUAUUUUCCGUCAUCAAUCCAAAUCGCUUUCACGUCAUCACCAUGGCUCCUUCCAAGGCAGUCCUCGCCUUCAUUCCGGCCCUAGCCAUAACUGUGGCCGCCUGCACCGGUCCUCCGGCCAACAUCCCCACUCUUGACCUUCUCAAGGGUUUCGAAACAAUGCAGCCAGACCCCUACGAUGAUGGCUUCGGAAACCCGACGAUAGGCUACGGUCACCUCUGCACAAAUAAAGCCUGCUCUGACGUGCCUUUCUCAAAGCCCCUGUCGGAAGAUUCAGCGACCAGGCUGCUCCAGGGUGAUUUAACUAGCGCUCAAGACGCCGUCACAAACGCCCUCGCAGACCCGGUCACUCUCAACGACAACCAAUACGGCGCAUUGAUAUCAUGGACAUUCAACGUCGGCAAUGGGAACAUGAAGUCCUCUGAUUUGGUCCGGCUCAUGAAUGCCGGCGAGGAAAUUGUCGCGGUUGCGAAUAAUGAAUUGCCGUUGUGGAAUAAGGCUAAUGGGAAGGUGGUCAAUGGGCUUGUGCGCAGGAGAAAAGCUGAGGUGGAUUUGUUUAACACGCCUAGUAAUUUCGGUGCUUUGCCUGUUCCUUGUUAAAGCAUAAUGGUGUCUUACUGCUGGAAUGCUGUGGGAAAGUUAUAAAUGACGUCACUAUAUACCAAUAUAUAACCUCCGGAUGUCGUUCCAAG
This is a messenger RNA of Aspergillus ruber CBS 135680, 942 nucleotides long. RefSeq names its product lysozyme. The record is from RefSeq and is a predicted model, not a curated record. Gene Ontology annotation, biological process: peptidoglycan catabolic process; cell wall macromolecule catabolic process. NCBI's taxonomy places the organism in Eukaryota, Fungi, Ascomycota, Eurotiomycetes, Eurotiales, Aspergillaceae. The transcript is spliced from 3 exons. Bases 293 to 850 code for a protein of 185 amino acids. Gene Ontology annotation, molecular function: lysozyme activity.